GUGUGCUCACCAGUGGGCCUCUCACAACUAGGACUAGGAGUGGGACGGUGUGGGAAACAGUAUUACUUCGCAACACCAGCUGCAUCACUCUCUCCUUAACUUCUGUGAGAAACUGAGUGGCAAAGUACUGAGGAAACCCUUCUCUCUAUCCCCUUCUACCAAACCCAAUUUCAACACCUCUCCACUUUCUAAAACUUUCAAGAGGCCCUAUAACAAUUCAGCACCGUUUAAGGAUCCCAAAAACCAUUAGCAAGCAAGAAGCAAAGCAUUUUUAUGCACUAGCCAACGCCGAAAAACUCUUUUCGUUACUCAGAUUGGAAAACCCACUUCUCCCUUCCACACAACCCAGCCAUCAAAGCCAACCCCUGAAACUGAAAAACAAGUUAUGUCUACUCAUGGGAUUCUGUUGUCUCUCUUUCUUGCCCUCUUCUUCGCCUUUGCCAGUUGCAUCCCUCCAAAUCAAGCAGCUUUACUCCAUGCAAACGAGUCGCCAGCAGAGGAAGAGAUGGUGCCAUUGGUGGAGCAAGGCAAAUUUGAGAUGGUGGAGUUGAAUGAGACAAGGAGGAGAUUGGGGAGCUUCCAGAUAUGUGCACUGUGCACUUGCUGUGGUGGAGCAAGAGGGGUGUGCUUGCCAUCUCCAUGUUGCUAUGCCAUCAAUUGCAACAUCCCAAACCGCCCUUUUGGCUUCUGUUCUUUCACUCCCAAGACCUGCAAUUGCUUUGGAUGCCAUCUCUGAGCCCCUCCUCCACUUCCUACUCUGAAAAUAAUAUUUUGUCUUCAUCUGUUCUACUUUAUUAAAAUUUGGGGGGGGGGGGGGGGAGGGGGUAAGCUUUAUUUCUGCUAGGGAGCGUGAGUGGGGAAGAAUAUCUGUGUUAGAUUCUUGAAAAGAAAAAGGGAAGAAGAAUUGUUUAUAAGGUAACUUAAGUCGUAAUUUGUUAUCAUCACAUAGGGAAUCGCUAGUUCCAGAUGGGUUUUGCUAUUUGUAGCUGGGGUUUAUUUUUAUUGUCAUUUGGCAAGAGGAGGUGGUUUUUGCUGGAAAUAGCAAGACCUUGCCUGUGAAAGCUUUGGCAGUUUAGGAUUCCUAUGAACGUUGUCCUUAGUACAAGCAAAUGGGUCCUUAUUUUUA
Molecule: messenger RNA, 1126 nt
Organism: Syzygium oleosum
Lineage: Eukaryota; Viridiplantae; Streptophyta; Magnoliopsida; Myrtales; Myrtaceae
Exons: 2
Coding region: 386-736 (116 amino acids)
Source: RefSeq, a predicted model, not a curated record